ACAGAAACGAAGUCCACAGGCGCAAAAUACGCAACGAGCCGAGAACUGCCGAGUCGCAUUUUUACUACGUAGAAACAGAUCUACAAGUUUUCACACGGACUUCGAAUCUAGAAGUUGGAGAUUAUUUCAGUGAAUUAUUCUAAGGAAUACGUUUAAAACAUCUGUGAAGUCUGUUUUGAGAUAAAUUCAAGAAAAUGAGUAAAAAGAUUUUCAUGUCGCUGGUGAAGUCAGAGAGCGAGCGGGCAAACAGAGUGCCAGUAGUGGUGUCCCAUAACUCGCAAUUAACCGAUGACGAACUGGUGGCCAUGACGGUCAAGGAGCUGAAUCGAAUACUGAAGGGCAUGCCUCGAGAGGAGGUAGUGAAGCUCAAACAGCGGAGACGAACACUUAAGAAUCGUGGUUACGCCGCAAAUUGUCGGGAGAAGAGGUUAUCACAGAAAGAAGAACUAGAGUACGAGAAGGACCAUCUCCGGGCAGAAGUCCACAGAUUGAGGAGGGAAAAUGAAGGCGUCAAAACAGAACUUGGGUCACUCAAGGACAAAUAUGAUGCUCUCCAGAGGUUUGCCGAAGCUAACCGCAUCAAAGUGUUAUCACCCCCGCUCAUGUUCAGUCCCCCUCCUCAUCACCAUCACAUGGACUCCAUGAUGGUGAAGUCAGAACCAUCUCAGGCGUAGCUUCUGCUAUGUUGAACUUGGUUUUCUGUGUGUACGUAAACGUGUUGGAUUUAUUUAUUUGUAAACCUAUGUUUUGAACGUUUGACUUUCUACAUUGUGUAGUGAUAAAUGGUGUCCGUCUGUGUGUAUAUAUGUUAUCAGUGGAGAUAUUCGCUCAGUGUUUGGCAGGACUGGACUGAUACACACAGUGUGUUCAAUAUGCAUGUAACAUUAGAUCGGUAAUGCCGAGGUUUAAUCCUUUGUCAAGUGUCAGGACAGGAAGUGGACAGUUAUCAACACAAACCUUAUAUUAAUCAGAGAAAAAAAUUAGUACUCCAAUCAGCUGGAAAUGUGCACGGGAUUAAAGUUUGGGUAUUACUGACAAGUCAAUGAAAUUCUCGUGCAUCAGUGGUCUGUUUACUUGGCAAAGGUUUACAUUUCUCAAAGUUAACGAAAAAAUGAUCAGAGAUGCUAAAAUAAAAGGCGAACGGUGCUGUAGAGUAGAAGAUUUUUAUACGACAUUAACUGGUCAUAUCAUGAAGCAGAUUUUAUAUUUUGAUACCUAUUGCGUGUUCAUCUUUUAACGAUGGUUGUGUAUUUGAAUGUUUUGAUGUCGAGGGGCGUGGUCAGACAUGGUAAACUUGACCACGCCCAUUCGUCAACAUUUCUAAAACAUCAGACAAUGCAGUUCCAGCUGUUUGUAUCAUAUUUCAUCUCCAUAGGAACACGUUUGUUUGUAAAAAAUGUCACCCACAUCAUUAAUGAUUAGUGUUGAUUUCUUAGGAUUUGUAAAAUGUCGAGACAUGAAAGGGAAAUCCAGUCCAUUUGUCCACAUCGAAUGUCUAUUUUUAUGACAAAAUGUAUAUAUGAUCAUCAUUCCAUCAAACUGUAUUUCCGUAGAUAUGUAUUCUAAUAUGUCGGCUGUUAAUAUGAUAGGUUCAUCAUAACACUUUCAUUUAUAAAACUUGGUAAUCGAUUGUGUUUUUCUGAAAAAAAAGUUUUGAAACCAAAUGCCUGUACAAGUUCGCCAAAAGGUAUUUUUUUAUUUGAAAAUUUUCUCUGGAAACAAUUUAUUUACAUUGGCAACAGUUGAUAUUUGCCAUAGAACACAAUACUUUUUUCUCUGGCAGGAAGCUCUGAAUAGUUCCAUUAUCUUACUGUCUUACAAUUUGCAUAUUCUUGCCAAAAACGAUUAGUACUUGAUGGGAUUGACAUCUGUCCUCCAUACAAAGACAUGUAUUUUGCAUUUUGUUAAUAUCUGAUAUCUAGGUCUGAAUAACUCUGUUACCUGAUGUGUUCUCUUUUAGAAUAUUACUGAAACUGGGCAGAUUCCUGUCAUUGUGGGGCGAUAUUGUAUAGAAAUUGUGUUAAUAACUGCAUGGCAAAAAUGGGCGUGUCCUCAUUGACACACGGGUUUUUACUUUUGCCGGAUAUGAACAUUCCAGUCAAAACAAACGUGUAUGUUGUCAGUAUUGUUUAUCUUAUGGAAAUAGUGUGAAAAUACCUGACAAGAAAGAAAGGUUAUAGACAAGCUUGUUUCAAGAGAAGUUGUAGUGAACCUGAUAGCCCUGUGUCACCACUAUUUCCCAUAUCUGGUUGUUAUAUCUGAUGCCAAAUUUAUGUUGAUUUUUUCUUGGUUUGGUCACUUCGUUAUCGUAAUGAAUUCAUUUCAAGACAUAUACCCCCUUAUCAUUCCUGUCCUGUUUCGUUUGCGUGGGUCUUACGACAAAAAGCCUUUGCUACACAAUGCGCUGCCUAACAGGAUGCCAAAACAUGCAACACAAAUCGCUAACCAGUGUGAAUCAUCAGAGCCUGUGUCUGCCACUGCAGGCUGACGGACAGACUGGGAUUACCCCGGCACUAUGACGAUGUUGGAGAUUACCAAUGACCGUAUCACUAUCUCUAUAGUAGUAUUCCUUCGCUGACGACAGGUCCAUUUAUCUGUUUUCAAACACAUUUAUUAUUGUUUUAAAUUACAUUUUUUGCCGUCCAUUUUUUCAUUACUAUUUAGUUUAUGAUACUAACACAAUUUAGUUACUAACAAACCCCUCGUUAUGUUUCGGGCACAACAUUAAAUUGCAUGUUGGUACAGUUUGAGUUGGAAUGGCGACUGUCUGCUGUAAGCCCAUUGUUGAGCGUGGUGAUAUUGAUUUUGGCGGUGGAUGACGUCAGACUUGUAUGACGGAUGGGAGUGUACAGUGGUUAAAAGGAGAGAACAUCGGAAUGUACUACUACAUACCAUACCUACAAAUAUUUCACGCAUGGUCGCAUACAUGAAUCGUCUGACAGGUAAACUUCUGGGCGUAUACACGGAACAGGUCGGUCUACCGAUACAGCUGAAUCAGCCAUUCCAAAAUAUACAUAAUACAAUCGAGCUUUUGUGACAAAUUUGUCCGCUCAGCGAAAAAAAACAUAAUCUUAACGACGAUAUGGAAACGGUGACAGAUUUAGAUGAGAGAUGACCUCGGUAUGUAAAUGUGAAACAUCACGUUUUUGUAACGGUGGCAUACUGAAUGCAGACUUAGGUCUAGUUCAUCUAAUUGGGAACGAGUAACGAAACAAUCGUGUCACCUGUUUAUCACUUCAUUCGUUUACAUAGUGCUCCAAUUUACCUAGAUUAAUUGAAAAGUUAUAGACGUCUCAGAAAAUAUCUUUUUUGAGUACGGCUUUUUGCUAAUUUGACUGGUCGAGGCAGAUGUUAAAUAAAGUACACAAAAGUUACAAUGAUCGAUUUUAGGUUCAGCGAGAAGACCGAUAAACUUAGAUGACGAGACGAGAGUUAUAUGGGAAGACAGAAGAGUUAGAUGACGAAACAGGAUAAUUAGAUGACGAGACAGGAGAGUUAGAUGACGAGACAGAAGAGUUAGAUGACGAGACAGGAGAGUUCGAUGACGAUACAGGAUAAUUAGAUGACGAGACAGGAGAGUUAGAUGACGAUACAGGAUAAUUAGAUGACGAGACAGGAGAGUUAGAUGCAGAGACUGGUGUGUUCGAUGAUGAGACCUUUGAGUUGGAUGACAAGACUGAUAUGUUCGAUGAUGAGUUAGAUGACAAGACCGUUUGAGUCCGAUGACACCGAUGUUUGAGGGAUACUUUGUUACAGGAUUCAGUGUGUUGGCAGACAUUCCAUUAGAUUUUAUGAUUGUUUUUGACACGUUGAUUUUUUCUCUUAAGAAUGAAUUAUACGGGAUUGUUUCCAAGAAACUUGUUAUUAUUUGAGUAUAGUGCUUAUAUUAUCGUAGUACAUAAGAUAUAUAUAUAUGUAUGUAGGCGUGUUUGUUAUGUUUAUCACGCUGUAUAUAACGUUCUUGAUUUACGGUAUCCGAGGACACUUUAGCUUGACCUAUCCAGUGUAAGAAUGAUGUCAGCAGACGAAAUCUCGUUCGGGUAAUGUUAGUUGGUCUUUGAGUGAUAACUGGAUAUUCCCUUUUACAUGUUAUUUUGAUUUUAAUUGUUGUUGAUUGUAGAAAGUUCGUACAUACAAAUUAUAUACCUUCAUCCCACAUACCCAGUGAGUACCUUGGACAGGUGUUUGGACUCGUUAUAUCCUGGUCUUAAACAUCUUGCUGUUAAUUACACAAUUUUUCAACUCUGAGUGAUUGUACUUACGAGUCUGAUAACUUAUUUGUAUAAACGUUUCCAAAUUUGUUGAAAUCCAAACACUUUUCUGGUUGGCCCUUGACUACUAAAAUUCUGGCAAAGUUUCGACAAGGAAACCCAGGAUUGGUGGGGCAUCCAAGCACCGACAAACAAAGUUGUGUCAAGGUACUGAUUGAUAAACUGAAGUAACUGGUGACGAGUAUGUUUAUUUAUACUCGUGCUGGUGACGAAUAUAUAGAUAUAUAUAUAUACUCGUGCUGGUGACGAGUAUAUAUUUAUGUAUACUCGUGCUGGUGACGAGUAUAUAUAUACUCGUGCUGGUGACGGGUAUAUAUUUAUGUAUACUCGUGCUGGUGACGGGUAUAUAUUUAUUGAUAUACUUGUGCUGGUGACGAGUAUAUAUUAAUUUGACUUGUAUGAUACAAUGUGAAGUGAACGGAGUGAAUGGUGCAAUAGACUUGUUUGUCGACAGAGUGGUGGUUUUUUCUCGAGGCAGCUCCUGUUUAUUAUUUUAUCAUGUUUUGACAGACAAGCUUGAUUAGUGCUGUGUAUGUUCAGAUGAUGGUUCGGUACUGUAUCAUUACAAAAUGUUUUUCUUUUGCGUUUUUUUAAUUAUGUGAUAUUAUUUAUAUAUGUAAAUAUCCUAGACGUAGAUAUGUAUUUGUCAAAACUUUUCCGUUUUUAUAGAGUUUUAUGCAAACGUUUCUAUUCUGACUCGAAUCAACUUAACUCGAACGACUUGUCAGAAAACGUGAUCCUUUAUUUAGAAUUAUGAGUAAGUUUAAUAACGAGAAACAGAACAAACGAAAUGCGUAUAGUUACAUACAAAUACGUUCUAUAUAGACAUUUAAAAUUCAUAACGUGUUUUUAUUUGAAGAGUUAACACGUUCGAGAGAAGGCUGAUGAGAGUGUGAUAGUAUGACAAGGUAUACAGGAACUCUGUUAAACUGAUCAUACGAUAUCCCCAGGUAAAUCAGUAAUAACAGGUACACAUAAGACUUGUUAGAAGCUAGUUUAUAAGCCUUUUGAUUCCAAUAAUAACAGUCGACAGAAGUCAUGGGACGUUGAAGUAACGGGUGUAUCGACGAAGGCAACAAAACUAGCAAUGUUUGUGUUUCCGAUUCAACUUCGAGAUUCAUUUCCACUGGCCUCUUAAAGAGUAUUGAUGUAAAUAAGCUUAGUCUCUCUACCAUACUGAUUCAUCACGUCAUUGCGUCUGAGACUCUGGGAUCAUAGCAUGGACGUGCGCGUCCUUUAGGAGAGAAUGUAAUUUAUGUCUGUGUGUAAAAGAUAUAGAGUCCUCUUCAUUUCCACAUUAUUCAUUGUACCAUUUUCAUUAAAUAAAGUUUGAAAACUAA
This is a messenger RNA of Ylistrum balloti, 5611 nucleotides long. Its product is annotated as transcription factor MafK-like. The record is from RefSeq and is a predicted model, not a curated record. Gene Ontology annotation, biological process: regulation of transcription by RNA polymerase II. Lineage: Eukaryota; Metazoa; Mollusca; Bivalvia; Pectinida; Pectinidae. Gene Ontology annotation, cellular component: nucleus. The coding region runs from base 195 to 674 and encodes 159 amino acids. Gene Ontology annotation, molecular function: DNA-binding transcription factor activity, RNA polymerase II-specific; RNA polymerase II cis-regulatory region sequence-specific DNA binding. The transcript is spliced from 2 exons.